CCUCAAACUGCUUCCAAGAGAGAAUGGCCAUCACAAUCCCAACCAUCGAUCUCUCCCCUUACCUCACCACGUCCGACAGCAAUGACCCCCAAAAGGCCACCAUCAUCGCCGCGAUCCGCGAAGCCUGCACAACAACCGGCUUUUUCCGCAUCACCCACCACGGCAUCGCACCCCUCCUCCAGUCCGACCUUUUGGCAGCCGCAAAGCACUUCUUCGCGCUCCCGCUCGAGAUCAAACGCCGGUACAUCGACACAACCGCCCGGAAAGGGUACGAGGAGAUUGGCUCCCAGAUGCUGGAGCAGGGAACGCGGCCUGAUCUCAAAGAGUGCUACUUUGUCGGAGCGGAACCCGCCGAGCCAAAGGAACCGCCUUACCAACCAUUCGAGUAUCCCAACAUCUGGCCUGACGCAUCGGUCCUCCCGGAAGCGGUCUUCAAGGAACCCAUCUUAAAAUAUCAUGAGGCGACAUGCAAGCUUGCUCAAACUAUUAUGCAGAUUCUGGUGAAGGGGCUGGAGGAUGAUUUUCCUGGGCUGGAAUCGGAGAAAUUGCUGCAGGAUUUCUGUCAGGAGCCCUGCGCGAGCUUGAGGCUUUUGAGGUAUCCGGGGCCAUCUCCUUCUUGGGAGGACUCGAUAGAGAAGGGCAAGGAUGGGACUAUGUGUGCGCAGAGAGGCGAGGUUGUGGCAGGCGCGCAUACGGAUUUCGGGGGUAUCACGCUUUUGCUGCAGGAUGGGAAUGAGGGCUUGCAGGUUUUAUAUCGCCAGGAGGGAAACGGGAUCCAAGGAAUAGAGGGGGAGCAGGAAGAAGAAGUGUGGGUCGAUGUUCCAUCCACGCCCGACGCUUAUGUUGUGAACAUUGGAGACAUGUUUGAGAGAUGGACCGGGGGCCGGUAUCGGAGUACGGUUCAUCGGGUGGUGAAUGUUUGUGGGCAAGAGAGGUAUUCGGUACCGUUUUUCUAUGAUGGAAACUUGGACUUUAUGGUUCGGCCCCUAGACAAGGCUGAUCCGUCGGAGGACGGUCAUGAGUGGACUGUCAGAGAGUACUUGAUGAAGAAGUUUGAGGAGAUCUAUAUUUGAUGCAAGCAGAUACGCGAUAGUGACCAUUGAUGACUGGGUCCAAAGAAAAGCAGACAACGGAGGACACACGUGCGAUGAUGUUCGCCUCGAAACAAUUUA
Molecule: messenger RNA, 1172 nt
Organism: Aspergillus japonicus CBS 114.51
Lineage: Eukaryota; Fungi; Ascomycota; Eurotiomycetes; Eurotiales; Aspergillaceae
Product: isopenicillin N synthase family dioxygenase
Exons: 2
Coding region: 24-1073 (349 amino acids)
Molecular function (GO): dioxygenase activity
Source: RefSeq, a predicted model, not a curated record